CUCCCAACGAAGUAUAGGAGGUACCUGUACCUCGAUACCCGUGGAUAUGUACAUAAACGCUAGGUGACGCCGGAGGCCAUCGCAAGCUUUCCCCUCCACGUAGGCGUCCACGAUCUUGAGCUGACAACUAAAGAACCUACUCCUUGCAUUAGACUACCUGCAUGCCUCCCCCCCCGACCGAGCGACAGAGAGGUAGAUAAUGUUCAACGCUCUGAACCGCUACCUGUCCCGCCUCGACGGCGACGCACGGCCGCAGCAGCGGGACGGCCCCGGACACGGCUUUCAGGUCCUGCGCAAUACGAACCUCGAGCUCGGCGUCGAGCCCUGGUUCGACUUCGUCGUCGGCAUCAAUGGGCGCGUCAUUGACAACCCAGACCCGCGACUCUUCGCACAGGAGGUGCGCAAUUGCGCCGGCGGGAGCGUCGCCCUAGGAAUUUGGAGCGCAAAGGGCCAGCGAACGCGGCUGAUACGCGUGGCGGUGCCGGCGGACACACGGUCGCUGGGGCUAUCGCUGCAGUGGACGACGCUGGGCGUCGCGUCGAACGUGUGGCAUGUGCUGGACGUGGCGGCGAACUCGCCGGCGGACCGCGCGGGGCUGCUGCCGUACAGCGACUACAUACUGGGCACCCCGGACGGCACGCUGCACGGCGAGGCCGGCCUUGGCGAGCUCGUCGACGACUACAUCGGCCGCCCCCUCAAGCUCUGGGUCUACAACCACGAGUACGACGUCACCCGCGAGGUCGAGAUCGUCCCCAGCCGCGACUGGGGCGGCGAGGGGGCCCUCGGCUGCGUCCUCGGCUACGGCGCCCUCCACCGCCUUCCCCCGCCCCUCAGCGAGCCCGUCCACGCCCCCGGCGAGACCAUGUUCGACGGUGGGGACGCCCUCGGCGCCUCACCCGAUCACUUCACCACUGUCGCUCCCCAAUCCCCCAGCGACCCUUCCCACAUGUUCGUCCCCGCUGAGGCGGCUAGCAGCGCCGCUCGAUCCGGGUCCCCGUUCCUUGUCCCCGCGCAGAUGGUCAACACCCCCCCUCCACCGACCGGCGCGCCGGCGCGCAGCAGGAAGAAAGAUAGGCACGGCCACACCCCUAACAGGCUCAUGGACGAUUACUUGGCGGAAGAGGAGAAGAAGAGCAGGGAGCUAGACGGGAAUAUAACCACUGCCAAGACGCCACCGCCGCCUCCCCCUAAGGCUACCGGCGGUCCUCCGAAGGCACCACCAUCAGGGCCGCCCCCCCCGAAGGCUCAGGAGCAGAAAGCUGUCAGCGAUGAGGAGGAUGACGACGACGACGACGAAGAGGACGAAGUAGACUAGUUGGAGUUCAUCACAUUGGAGAGGGCAUAGAUUUUACGUCAAUAUACCACCGG
Messenger RNA from Durotheca rogersii, 1368 nucleotides. Its product is annotated as GRASP55/65 PDZ-like domain-containing protein. NCBI's taxonomy places the organism in Eukaryota, Fungi, Ascomycota, Sordariomycetes, Xylariales, Xylariaceae. Gene Ontology annotation, molecular function: protein binding. Gene Ontology annotation, biological process: Golgi organization. The transcript has 3 exons. Gene Ontology annotation, cellular component: Golgi apparatus. Bases 200 to 1315 code for a protein of 371 amino acids. The record is from RefSeq and is a predicted model, not a curated record.